Messenger RNA from Chenopodium quinoa (quinoa), 366 nucleotides. RefSeq lists its product as uncharacterized. The record is from RefSeq and is a predicted model, not a curated record. Lineage: Eukaryota; Viridiplantae; Streptophyta; Magnoliopsida; Caryophyllales; Amaranthaceae. Bases 1 to 366 code for a protein of 121 amino acids. The transcript has a single exon.
AUGGUGGAAGAAGGGAUUGUUCUUGGACACAAAAUCUCUCAUAAAGGAAUACAAGUUGACAAGGCCAAGAUUGAGGUGAUAGAGAAAUUGCCACCCCCGGUUAAUGUGAAAGGAGUAAGAUCGUUUUUGAGCCACACCGGGUUUUAUAGGAGGUUUAUCAAAGACUUUUCUCUCAUUGCUAAGCCUUUAAAUGAUCUUCUCCAAAAAGAUAUUUAUUUUGUGUUUGAUGACACUUGUUUGGAGGCUUUCAACAAGUUGAAGAAAGCUUUGACUUCCACUCCCAUUGUCCAAGCCCCUAGGUGGGAUUUGCCCUUUGAGCUCAUGUGUGAUGCUAGUGACACGGCUAUUGGGGGUGUGUUAGGUUAA